Messenger RNA from Styela clava, 646 nucleotides. NCBI's taxonomy places the organism in Eukaryota, Metazoa, Chordata, Ascidiacea, Stolidobranchia, Styelidae. The record is from RefSeq and is a predicted model, not a curated record.
UUCUUCGUCGCUGCAUAUUUAUAUAGAUACCUAUGCGGUUAGUGUGUAGAAUAUACGAAAAUUUCGGAUAAAGUAUUACUGUGUAUUAAUCUUGUGACUUCUUCAAAAUAUCUCUGAUUUGUUCUAAGAUUGUGUGGUAUUGGUGAUAAAUAUAAUCUAACUUUUGGAUAUUUUUUUUUAUCCGAGCGACAAAUAACUUCUCUUGACGUUGGAUAAAAGCAUGGAUAGUGUAGAUGUCACCACAAGUGCAAACAAUGCUCCAUUACCCGAGAAUAGUGGAACAAGUAUAAUUGUCAUCGUUGUCGCCUCAUUGUUCUCAGCAUUAGCACUGGCAGGAAUAAUCGCUGCUGUUGUAGUGAUGGUUCGGAAGAGAUCCUCGCCCAGAAGCGCAGAAGAAAUAUUUCAGACUCGCAAUACCCGUUCUACUAGAGUGAUAAGAGAGCCACCUCCUUCAUACGACAGAAUAUACCAUGAUAUGCCGCUAGAUAAACCAAACCAUUCCGCCGGGCAUGAAAAUCAAAUUAAAGCGGACGACUCAAGCCAUAGUUCGACGUAGAGUCCGAUAUUAUCACUCACUACAUAUAGGAAUACAUUUGUCAAAAUUGGAAUGAUCAUGAAAUUACAGUCAGGAACAGCUCUUAGUAUA